CACACAUGUGGGUUGGCCCUUUAAAAGGGAGGGCUUGGCUGUAGGAAGCCAGAGACAGCUGGGUCACUGACGAAGGGAGAGCAAGAAUGGCAGAGACCAGCACCCUGCCCACUGGCUUCGGGGAGCUCGAGGUGCUGGCUGUGGGGAUGGUGCUGCUGGUGGAAGCUCUCUCCGGUCUCAGCCUCAAUAGCCUGACCAUCUUCUCUUUCUGCAAGACCCCGGAGCUGCGGACUCCCUGCCACCUGCUAGUGCUGAGCUUGGCUCUUGCGGACAGUGGGAUCAGCCUGAAUGCCCUCGUUGCAGCCACAUCCAGCCUCCUCCGUGUCUCCCACAGGCGCUGGCCCUACGGCUCGGACGGCUGCCAGGCUCACGGCUUCCAGGGCUUUGUGACAGCGUUGGCCAGCAUCUGCGGCAGUGCAGCCAUCGCCUGGGGGCGCUAUCACCACUACUGCACCCGCAGCCAACUGGCAUGGAACUCGGCCAUCUCUCUGGUGCUCUUCGUGUGGCUGUCUUCCACCUUCUGGGCAGCGUUGCCCCUCCUGGGUUGGGGCCACUAUGACUAUGAGCCACUGGGGACGUGCUGCACCCUGGACUACUCCAAGGGGGACAGAAACUUCACCAGCUUCCUUUUCACCAUGUCCUUCUUCAACUUCGCCAUGCCCCUCUUCAUCACGAUCACGUCCUACCGGCUCAUGGAGCAGAAACUGGGGAAAAGUGGCCAUCUUCAGGUUAACACCACUCUGCCAGCCAGGACGCUGCUGCUCGGCUGGGGCCCCUAUGCCAUCCUGUAUCUAUAUGCGGUCAUCGCAGACGUGACUUCCAUCUCCCCCAAACUGCAGAUGGUGCCCGCCCUCAUUGCCAAAAUGGUGCCCACGAUCAACGCCAUCAAUUAUGCCUUGGGCAACGAGAUGGUCUGCAGGGGAAUCUGGCAGUGCCUCUCACCGCAGAAGAGCGAGAAGGACCGAGCCAAGUGAGGCUGCCACCCUGGACUGAGCCCCAGGCCAGGAGGCUGACCCAGGAGUCCUGCCCAGCAGCCUCAGCAGCCAAGCCCAGACACUCUCCCACCAUCCUCGGUGGCCCCUGGAGCCUGGCCCUAGGCUGGACACAAGGAUUCAGAAAGACACCAGGCUGCAUGGAAAGAGCCAGGUGGACCUGAGUGUCGGUCACAGCCCUCUACACUCAAGGCUGAGAGGCCUCAGGAAAGUCACUGCUUUUUAAAAGUAAUAAUAAACUCAAGGGAGUAGAGGGCAGUUUUGUUACAUGGAUAGAUUGCCUACUGGUGAAGUCUGGGCUUUUAGUGUAACCAUCACCCUAAUAAUACACAUUGUACCCAUUCAGUCAUUUCUCAUCUUUCACCCCCUCCCACCUUGUCACCCUUCUGAGCCUCCAAUAUCUAUGAACUCCAUGUCCAUGUGUGCACAUUUUUAAGCUCCCACUUACAAGUGAGAACAUGUGGUAUUUGACUUUC
This is a messenger RNA of Cebus imitator (Panamanian white-faced capuchin), 1468 nucleotides long. It is a transcript of the gene RGR, whose product is annotated as retinal G protein coupled receptor. The coding region runs from base 87 to 974 and encodes 295 amino acids. The transcript is spliced from 7 exons. Gene Ontology annotation, cellular component: membrane. The record is from RefSeq and is a predicted model, not a curated record. Lineage: Eukaryota; Metazoa; Chordata; Mammalia; Primates; Cebidae. Gene Ontology annotation, molecular function: G protein-coupled receptor activity. Gene Ontology annotation, biological process: visual perception; phototransduction; G protein-coupled receptor signaling pathway.